Lentinula edodes (shiitake mushroom) is the source of this 1548-nucleotide messenger RNA. RefSeq lists its product as uncharacterized. Bases 207 to 1355 code for a protein of 382 amino acids. Gene Ontology annotation, molecular function: RNA binding; zinc ion binding. The record is from RefSeq and is a predicted model, not a curated record. Lineage: Eukaryota; Fungi; Basidiomycota; Agaricomycetes; Agaricales; Omphalotaceae. The transcript has 9 exons.
UGGUUUCUCACGCUCUACUUCCACUUUCCAAGUUAAUUUAUUUACGGAUAAAUUCUUAGUCUUAGUCUUUUCAGAAGGAUUUGGAUUUAUUCUGCAUACCUACAUAUAUCGCGGAGCUUGAAAUGCAGACGAACUGGUGUAACGCUUCGUCACUGCGACAAAGAAAACUCUGAACCAGACAGAAACCAUUCAAAGGUUUUCAAACGAUGACCGACGAGUCCAAGUACGAGACCGUCUUCUUGGGAGGUCUACCUGACUGCAGCAGGGAAGAAAUCAUCAAUCUCUGCGGUAGCACAGGGAGAAUCGCUUCAACGCGCGUGAGGAGAGGAUACGCCUUUAUCGAUUACUUCAACCCAGCGGACGCCGAUUUCGGAAUUCAACACCUCCAUGGGAUCAAGUUCAAAGGCAAAAAAAUUACUGCCGAGUUCGCUCAUCGACGUAGGCGCAUGAAAACUUCUAGCACUAUUACUGCUACUACUAGUAUACAUACUCACUCGCAGUCAUUCGACAACGACGAUGGCUCUGCCAGUGGACCCGCGAUGGUUUGUUAUAAAUGUGGAACCGAAGGACACAGGUCGAGUGAAUGCGCUGAAAAUUUCGGAACCACGUCUUCUAGGUGCUUUUGUUGUGGGUCUGCAAACCACCACAUCAGAUAUUGUCCACGUCGAUCCAUCUCUCCUGAUAGCGGCGCGAGACCCAAAGAUCACUCGGCUCGUACCGGAAGCCGCGACUACGACAACGGAUAUCAUGGUGCCCAUACCAGCCUUUACCGAUCCAGGACUCGCGAAGACAGUGACCGCUACUACGACUCCGUGGAUAAACCCCAAGUUGAUUCUACUCCCAAUACUCGCUUCGAACUUGACGGACGAUACUACUCUCGGGCCAAGGCUACCACUCCUAGGAACGAUUAUGAUGAUACUAAUCCAGCCCCUCCAAUAUCAUUAUAUAUGACAUUUUCACCGUAUGCUGAACAUGUUCCAAGUUGGCAGCAUGAAUCCAGCUAUGAUAACAAAUACAGUCCACGCAGUAUCUCUCCCUCUUAUCACAGUCCUCCUCACGAAGAUGUUGAUCGUGAAACGGCGCACUCUCGAGGUCAUACCCGCUCCAAGGAUGACUCUGCACAGGGUCGUAGAAGCCAAACCAAUAGCAAAAGGCAAAACAGUGCGUCAGAUGCAGACCGCUAUACUGGUAAUUAUCGUGAAGAGCGUAGUACCACGGCGCAUCGUUACUACGCUCGCUCGCCCAGCCCUAGACUACAAGCUCCUCGGAGGAAUGCCAUUUCUGGAGAUUACGAGUACUACUACUCCAGAGAUUUCUUCGAAGCUAGCGUCCCUCAAAGUGCAUAUCACUAUUAGCCUCUUUGCCGGUCUGUUGGAGUUAUAGCUCUUGCGUUGAAGGGAUUUGAAAUAUACGUAUACAACUAAAAUGCUUCUUUUCUUGCUCUUGUUUGGCUUAUAGUGCAUUAUGUGUGCUAAUGAUCUUGAUGCUCAAAUUGUGAUUAAACACCUGUGCAAAGCCGUCGCCAGAUGCCUCACGAACCAUGUCUAU